UUGUUUAUCUUCUUUCAUAUCUUACCUUUCUUUCAAAAAAACUCGACUCUUUAAGGACCUUGGGAUUGAACCUGCCAUAAAGAUGGGCUACUUCUCAAGUUUCCGCCAAUCCUUCUCGUCCUUCCUGGCCCCUCAGAAAUCCCCUCUCGAACGACCGCCAUCACAAACUGGUCUGCCCACGCCUAGCGCAGUCGAGCCGCGUGCGCAAUCAUUUUCAGAAGUCUUACAACACCGUUCAAUGAGCCCUACGUCCAAAAUGCAGGAUUGGCUUUCAUGCACCGCGUCCAGCCAAUUCGAUGGAAGAAGUGGAGAGGGAAGCGAGUCUGUAAAUCGACGAGGGAAAAUGGCAUUCCAUCCUUCCAUGAUGAGAGGAAUCGUGGAGACACCCCGGGACGCGUACAGGAACUUUGUGCAACUUCCCACUCCGGCUGAGUCCGGGUCGAAGAGGAAAUUGACGUUUGAUCGUAGUUACGCUCAAGCGGAGAAUCAAAUCAGUGCCCAUGAGGAUGAUCUGGAGGGAGAUACGCUUGUGGUGGGUGAAGCUACUCCAGCUAAACGACGACGGGUUCGUGAGGGCAUGAUAUAUAUGGGCGAACGAGAGACUAUGGAAGUACAGCUGUUUGAGGGUGAUACUCUUGGUGUGGAAGAUACUGAGGCAAUGACGGGCUCAGGAGCUGAAAGCGAAGCUGAAAGCGAAGCUGAAGAUUCAGAUAUAGUCAAUGAAGAGUCUACAUUGAGCGAUAAUGAAGACGCGGCGUCCCUGGUUGCCUCGGAUGAUUUUGGAACUGAUGGUGAUGAGGUACUGCUAGUCCCUCCGCAUCCACGUAAGGCGAACCGUGGCUCGAAAAUCUCGCGUGACAUAGACGAUGUUUACCGCCCUUCGUCAACGGCUGUGGACAAGAACCUGAAUCGGGACCCGAGCAUGGAAAACGACCUAAGUGAAGAUGAAGUUGUCGGGAAGUCGCACGUUGUGAGCAAAAAUGAGAGGAAGGAAGUGGCAUUUGAUUUCUCUGUGGAGAGAGCAGAACGCUGGGUUGCUGCUAUCAAGUUGCCGAAGGGGCACUGGGCGGAAGCGGAGAAGGACCUCUUCUAUCGCCUUGCAAUGCGAGGAUUCGAACCUCUCGUGCCUAGCAAUUGGCAAUUGGAUUUCAGCACCCUUCCCGAAUCGCUGCUUGGUCACCCAGAGGAUAUCACCCCUCCUUAUAUCGAUGCGAUUGGUGCAUCGGAGUUUCGUGCUAUCAACGCCCUUAGCGAUCUCUUUGAACUUGGAAGUCAAGUCAGGGACCGCCAAUCGGUCUACCUUCGGCCCGAGCCAGUUAUCCGUCGCGCCAUCACGGGUUAUAUCAAAUGGGCCUUGUACGAUUCUAACCUCCUCAAUCGUCCAAAUGCAAUCCCCAUAUACGCAAUAUAUUCUCUUAAACCAUCCGAGUCCACUCGCGAUGCCCUUCAAAUCCUAAACCAACGGUUAGUCAUGUUGGCGAACCGUUACCGCGAAGCCUGGCGAUUAACGCCUAGUAUCGAGACCAGCUUCAAUGGAAAAACCAACGACGCCGAGAAUAACGAAAGUGGUCAAUGCGACAGCAUCAACCAAUAUGCGACUCGCCCAUUCCCAGUUAUAACCGGAUUCCUGAUCUGCGGGCCCAUCGUUGCACUUCUCACCCUGAACUCGGACCCGCAGGUGCAUCCCGUCUUGGACUCAAUGUUUUCCGCCAAAUUCAUCUCGCAGUUUGAUUUUAGCGAGAUUGCGCAAGAUGUGUGGAAUUCGUUCGCUGUUGCCAUUGCUGUUGUUCGGAUGCGAAAGACGAUGGCUCAGUUGGAAGCGGAAGGAAAAGGGGAUGUUAUGUGGAUGACUGGCGACGAGGCCCGUUCGGGGGACCCGGAUCUCUAG
Molecule: messenger RNA, 1888 nt
Organism: Blastomyces gilchristii SLH14081
Lineage: Eukaryota; Fungi; Ascomycota; Eurotiomycetes; Onygenales; Ajellomycetaceae
Exons: 2
Coding region: 83-1888 (601 amino acids)
Source: RefSeq, a predicted model, not a curated record